Molecule: messenger RNA, 2627 nt
Organism: Patiria miniata (bat star)
Lineage: Eukaryota; Metazoa; Echinodermata; Asteroidea; Valvatida; Asterinidae
Product: digestive cysteine proteinase 2-like
Exons: 10
Coding region: 196-1950 (584 amino acids)
Biological process (GO): immune response
Cellular component (GO): lysosome
Molecular function (GO): cysteine-type endopeptidase activity
Source: RefSeq, a predicted model, not a curated record
CAGAUUGAUCAUGUGCCCUUCAAACUUUGGACAAAUCAUGUGACCAGUCACCAGACAGUCGGGCUCUGCAACCACGCCAGUUGUGUACAGUUAGAUUUGUACACAUACGAUUUGGGGACCGGACCAUCCCCAUCCAGCUACGCCUAGCGCCUUUGUAAAUUCGUGUUCCAUUCAAAGGCAAGAUUCGUGGCCAAAAUGCAUCGUUUCGUCGUGGUUCUUGCAGUGGUUACGUUUGUGGGUUGCUGUGGAGCCGCAGUAACCACUGCACGUCCAAAAACUACUGCAGCUCCAAAAACUACUGCAGCCCCCAAAACUACUGCCCCAAAAACCACAGCAGCACCAGCUCACAAGCCUCCAUUCUUUGGGAAUGAUUACCAUGCCAGGGGACGCGUCAAGCUGCCUUACGCCGAGCUGGAUGAACCAUUCGAAGUCUUCUACAAAGCACACCAACAUUGGGGAAGAAUUGAUUUCUACAAUGGUUUGGACAAGGUGUUCUAUCGUGGUGAUCAGAAACCUUAUGGGAAUACAUAUAAGAUCUCACCUUCCGUGAUGGGUCAAGGAACCAUCGUCAACCCGGUAUCCUGCUUCCAAAUCAACGGCACGAAAGAUGCACCUGUGAUGCCCCAGAGUAUGAUCCCAGAUCUGACUCACUUCACGUAUGGAGGACAGGACAUGAUUGAUGGAGAGAUGGCCGAUGUCUGGAAGCAAACCGUCACUGUCAACGGCAGUACAAAGAUCAACAAAUAUUCCUUCUAUGUGUCGACAACGAAACCUGGUGUCCCAAUGCGCUACGAGAUGUUUGGUCUUGACUCGCUAUUGGGUUCACAUUUUGACAAGUACAUCAUCGAUUAUUCCUUCUUUGACAACAAGACGUUUAUUCCUCCGUCGACAUUUGACACCCCGAAAGGGAUCAAGUGUGGUAGUUUCCCCGGUCCGGGUAUAGAGCAUCACAUCGUCGCUAAUCCCUACCGAGAACUCAUCAACCCAGAACAUGGAGAUCGUUACCAUCAGAUGUUCUCAGAAUUCAAGGAAACUCACGGAAAGAAAUACAUGGAUGAAGUUGAGCAUGUGCAGAGGAAGACGCAGUUUACGCACAACGUUCGAUUCAUCCAUGGUGUGAAUCGUCAAGGUCUGAGCUACAAGCUAGGAGUCAAUCACCUAGCCGAUCAGUUUGAUGAUGAGCUACGUGUGAUGCGUGGACGGCGUACUUCCACUGGUUACAACGGUGGCCAACCCUUCCCUCAUGCUGAGUUCCGGAACGCUCCAGCACCUCCAGGCUUUGUGGAUUGGCGUCUUCAAGGAGCUGUGUCCCAAGUCAAGGAUCAGGCUAUUUGUGGCUCCUGUUGGAGUUUCGGAGCCGCAGAGACAAUCGAAGGAGCCUACUUUCUGAAGAACAAGAAGAUGGUGCGAUUUUCGCAGCAGAAUUUGAUGGACUGCAGCUGGGGUUACGGUGAUAACGCGUGUGAUGGGGGCGAGGAAUGGCGGGCGUUUUCAUGGAUUAUGAAAAACAAUGGCUUGAUGUCAGAGGAAGACUACGGGCCUUACAUGGGACAGAACGGGAUUUGUCACUAUGAUCCUAAGAAAGCUUCUGUUCAACUCAUGAACUAUGUGAACGUAACGUCUGGGAAUAUCACAGACUUGGUGGCAGCUGUGGCAAACAAGGGUCCCAUCACUAUUGGAAUCGAUGCCCAUCUUAAGACGUUCGGCUUCUAUGAUUCCGGGAUCUACUUUGACAAGAACUGUGGCAACAAGCCUAAGGACCUUGACCAUGCAGUGCUGCUUGUGGGUUAUGGCUCCGAGAAGGUUGGGAACCAGACCGAGCCCACUAAUUACUGGAUCGUCAAGAACUCCUGGUCCACCUACUGGGGCAACAACGGCUACAUCCUGAUGGACCAAAAAGACAACAAUUGUGGCGUGGCGACCGAUGCAAGCUACGUCGUCCUCAAGUAGAGUCAGUAAAGUCAGAGUAUGUGAGGAGUUUCGGACCAUCUUAGCUCCUUUACAUUGGUGUGGUUUCCAGGCUACCAUGGUGUGUUGCUAAAUAUAAUACAAGUGUGUAGAAUCCUUCGUAGUAGCCUGAAUGCCAGACCUACUGAGAUUAAGAGCGAUUUCGAAAAAUUACUGGUUGUAAAUUUUACAAAGUGAAAUUGUGAAACAGAUUUCUUACAAUAAUUUUUUUUUCCGUAGAUUAGGGUUAAUAGUUUUAUAAAUGAAAUCUUUUCGUACACGGAAUAAAGAUGAUGAUUUUUAAAAUUGGUUUCGGAAUAAUUUCCAGUAUAUAUAGAAUGGGAUUUAUAAAAUUGGUUGUCCGUAUUUACUUGCAUUCACUGUGGCAACCUGUCUAUUGUGGUCGCCUGGCCACUGUGGCCAGUGUUUUUGACACGCAAAAUGUGUCUGUCAAUGUUGAUCAUUGACAUUUCUACACAAUUUGUAAAAGUUUUGGAACAAGUAGUUCAAGUUUUACCAUAUUUGUAUUCUCUUUUAUAAGUCUGCCAAUCAGUGCUAAUCUUGUAAAUUUUGCCAGUUCAAUAAACAAAAUCGAAAUAUGCUUUACAAAUGUAUCAGUAAUUAUAAGUGUGAUGGGUAAAAGCCACCAAAAUAGUAAUAUCUUGAAAUGUGUAAGCAAA